AUGUCUGAUAGCGAGGAUAGUACAUCCAUAGGUGCUACAGGAGAACAAGUAAUUGAUGAUCUUUCUGAAGAAGAACACCAUCACGAUCCAACCUCCCUUGAUACGUCGACCGUGGACGAUAACAUCAUGCAAGAUGAUGAUGAGGAAUCAGAACCCGAAGUCUUGAAAACCACUCGUAAUACACGUACCACACGAGGGUCAUCACGGACGAAUUACAAAGAACCCAGUUCAGAUGAAGAAGAGAACGACAAUCAAGACAACGAUGAAGAGGACGAAGAAAUCAUUUCUACCAUCACACCUGUACGUUCUCGAAGGUCAAGAGCUGAACCCAAGAAUUAUAAUGUUGACGACGCUUUCAAACAAUUAGAACAAAUGGAUGACAUGGAAGAAGAAGAAGAGGAAAUACCGAAGAGAACACGAAGAAUCAGAAGAAAUCCUUUAUCAUCAACAACAACACCAGCUUCGUCCGGCACAACAGGCCGAGUAAUGCGGAGAGAAUCCAACAACACCAACAAAUCUGCAGGAAUUGGCGCUGGAGAUUAUGAGCUUCCUAAGCGAGGUCUCAGAGAAAGAUCCAAGAAGGUCAACUAUGCAGAGAACGACGAAGAUGAGGAAGAAGAACAAACCAUCAACAAUGACAACGACACCAUCACUACGACAUCCCGAGAAGAAACCUCCGAAGAGCGAAUGGUUGACGACGAGGAGGAAGAAGAGGCAGAAACCAUUGUUCCCGUCAAGAGUAAAAGAACUGUUUCACGUGCAACACGCGGAAGAGGAAAUUCAACAAACAACACGACCAAGACACGAGCUCGCACAGCACGAGCCAAAAAGCCAGCACAAAAACCUAGAAAGAGAGUGGUCGACUCGGAUGAAGAGGAAGAACUCGAUGACAAUGCUACCAGCAGCGAAAGCGAAUCCGAUAAUGACAGUUCCUCGGAAGACAACAACGAUGAAGAAAUUGAGAACGAGAUUGAUGAAGGACCAACCAUUGUAUUAGAUGAAGACAAGGAUGAUGAAAUUGAGGCCAUUCUUGCAUGCCGAGAACGAAAGCAAGAAGAAGAAGGUUUAGAAGAUGACGACGAGAAUGCAUCCAAUGAACAGAAUGGAGCGUCAUCAUCAUCCGAUGGAAAGAAAGCAUCCAACAAAGGAGAAGUUAUUAUUGAAUACUUGUGUAAAUAUAAGAAAAAGUCCUACUUACAUUGUGAGUGGAUUCCUAGGUCGGAAUUGGAUGAGGAUAUUCAAACCAGGAACAAACUCAACCGAUUCCACAAACAAUACGACGUCAAAUACUUUGAAGGAUUGGAAGAAUAUUUCAAUCCCGAAUUUGCCGAAGUUGAACGCAUCAUCGAUAGAGGUAUUUGGGAUGGUUCCGAGGUGUAUCUAGUCAAGUGGAAGGGCCUCUCAUAUGCCGAAUCAACAUGGGAGUUUGAAGAAAAGGUUGAAGAUAAGGAUAAAAUUGAACAGUACAAGAGAUUUAACAAGAUACCGCCUGUGAAUGAACGAAGAAUUCCAGCCAGACCAGCCCCAAAUAAGUUCAAAAAGAUGGAAGAGUCACCAACAUUCAAAGAUGGCAAUCAACUCAGAGAGUAUCAGUUGGAAGGUUUGAAUUGGCUCGUUUUUUGUUGGUAUCAACGAAGAAAUACUAUUCUUGCAGACGAAAUGGGUCUCGGUAAAACCGUACAAACAGUUGCCACUCUCGAAUACUUGCGUUCGUAUGAAAAUAUCAGAGGUCCUUUCUUGAUUAUUGCUCCAUUGUCUACAGUUGAGCAUUGGAGAAGAGAAUUCGAAAAUUGGACGGACAUGAAUGUAGUUGUCUUCCAUGGUAAUGUUGACGCAAGAAAUAUGAUCAAGAAUCAUGAAUUCUUUUAUAAGGAUCCAAAGACUGGAAAACAUGUUCAUCAAAAACUUUACAAAUUCAAUGCACUAAUCACCACCUAUGAAAUGGUCAUGACUGAAUCAUCCUUCCUUUCCAAGAUACCUUGGCAAUACCUUGUGGUUGAUGAGGGUCAUCGUCUCAAGAAUCGCAACUCUAAACUCACCCAAGUUUUAAAAACAUUCUCGGCAGGUCACAAAUUACUGCUCACAGGUACUCCCAUUCAGAACAACUUGACCGAGUUGUUUUCUCUCCUCCAAUUUCUUGAUCCCGAUACAUUUUAUGAUUUGGACGAGUUUACUGAAAUGUAUGGAGACUUGCAAGGUGAAGGUGGCUCAGAACGAGUAGAAGAGCUACACAAAUUAAUCUCACCCUACAUUUUGAGAAGAUUAAAAGAAGAUGUCGAAAAGAGUAUUCCUCCCAAGGAAGAAAUUGUGGUCGAAGUUGUUCCAACCUCCAUUCAAAAAGCAUAUGAGCAAGCAAUUUUCAAGAGAAACAGAGAGUUCUUGAUGAGAGGAGUCAGUAAGGCUCAAAACAUUCCAAAGCUUACCAAUAUUUUGAUGGAAUUGAGAAAGGUUUGCAACCAUCCAUUCCUAAUUAGCGGUGCCGAAGAGAAUAUCACUCGAGGAAUGUCCGACACAGAAAUUAAUGAAGCUCUCAUCAAAUCAUGCAGUAAAAUGAUUUUAGUGGACAAACUGCUCAAGAAGCUCAGAGAAGGAGGUCACAAGGUUCUUAUUUUCAGUCAAAUGGUACUCGUAUUGAACAUUUUAGAGGAUUACUUGAGGUACAGAGGAUACACCUAUGUGAGAUUGGAUGGUACUAUUAAGGGCUCUGUUCGUCAACAAGCCAUUGAUCGAUUCAAUGACCCCAAUGUUGAUACUUUUGUGUUUUUAGUUUCCACCAAAGCUGGAGGUGUUGGUAUUAACUUGACCUCGGCAGAUACAGUCAUUAUUUAUGACAGUGAUUGGAAUCCUCAAAAUGAUCUUCAGGCACAAGCCAGAUGUCACCGUAUUGGUCAAACAAAGGAAGUCAAAGUGUACCGAUUGCUCACCAAGAACACUAAAGAGAAGGAAAUCUUUGAGAGAGCCUCCAUGAAGUUAGGUCUGGAUCGUGCCGUUCUCUCCUCGAAUAAUGAGUUUGUGCAAUCAUCUUCAAAGAGUAGCACACAAAACAAACCAGCCCUUGAAAAGGAGGAAUUGGAACUGUUGCUCAGACAUGGCGCUUACUCUGCUUUCAAAAUUGAUGACACUGAGGAACAGAAAAUGUUGAUGGAUGAAGAUAUUGAUACUAUCAUGGCUCGAACAGCUACUGUCGUGCGAUAUGAUCAAGCAUCCCAAGGUGAUGGUGAAAAUGGCGGUGCUCUUUCUAGCUUCUCUAAAGCGACAUUCUGCUUCUCUGAAGAUUUGCAAUGGGAGAACUUGUUACCUCGUGAGAAAACUGCCACUGGUCUAAUGAAGUUGCUGAGUGAAGACUCUUCACUCGAGACAGAAAAACAAAAGGAAGAUUACAUGAACGAUGUGAAAGCUUUGGUCGAUGCUAAAAUGAACGAAAUUGAGAAAUUCCGCUACCAACCUGACGAGGAGCUUGCAACUCUUCUCACUCAAAUGAUGUAUGCAAGACUCUUGGAUGCUGAACAUAAAGAGAAAGCAAAGGAAUGGUUAGCAAUUUUGGAACAGCCAAGACUGAGAAAUGGUUCAUCCAGAGACGAAGCCACUGAAGUAUCUGAUACUGAAGAUACCAAAGAAUCAACCUCCAAGAAAAAGACUGGCGGAUGGUACAAGGCCGAAAGACAACGAUUCCAAAAGACACUUUUGGAAAUUGGUUGGGGCAAAUGGGCCAGAAUUCGUGAAAGCAAACUCCACAAUCACUCAAUUGAGGACAUUCAUUCUCUCGGUGAAUGUUUUAUAUCACAACUUGCCACUCUGAUUGAGGGUGAAAAGGAAGUUGAGUUUUUGAAAAUGCUAAUUGACUCGGCUGCUGUUCCAGAGGAAGCAUCAGAGAAUACUGAUCAAUCACUCAAGGUUGAUCUCAAGUCCAAACCUGUCCGUGCAGCUGAUCAUAUCAAGAUUCAUUUACCUCAUGAUGAGGAUUUAUCUACAGCAAGCCUCGAAAUUAUCAAAGUUGCACAACAGAAAGCAAGAGUUUCCAAGAAAAAGAAGACCAAAUCUCAAGCUAGCUCAUCCAAGAGUUCAACAAAGAGCGAGAAAAACAUGUGUGUACGUUUCUAUGAGCUCACUGAAAAGGAUAAGGAAAAACGUGUGUGCGAAUUAGCUGCACCUGGUUGCAGUGGUGAAUAUUUUGUGAGAUUGAAUCUUGCAACUGGUUCAAAAACUAGCCCUAACUUUGAUGUGAGCGGUAUUCAUCCAGUUCUCGAGGACAAGGAAUGGGUCGAACAAGCCAAGAGAGGAGGUAAAACUUGGGUCAAAAAAUUGAAAUUUAACUUGUGCUUGACCAAGAUUUUGGAAGCCUAUAAUGGUAAAAUUACCACUGAUAAUAUUCCAAAGGUAAAUUUGAAACCUCCAACAGAUUGGUGGGAUAAAGAGUGUGACAGGGAUUUGAUGCUUGGAUUUGAAAUUCAUGGCUAUGGACGAUUGGAACAAAUCAAAGAAGAUACCUCUCUUUGCUUUAAACAAAAGCAUGAUGAUCAUGUUGCAAAAGCAAAGAGUAGAAAGGAGAAGAAAGAUGCAGACUCUUGGCCAUCCAUUGCAGCAAUCAACAAGAGAGCCAACAAGCUCAUGGAACUUCUCACGAAGGAGAAGGAUAUUUCAGCACUCUCCAUCCUCAAAUCUGGAGAUGAUACUGAUGAGUUGCAUUUCGAGGAUGAAACUGAAAUUAGUGAACCCAAGUCAAUUGUAGAGUCAUGGAGCAAGAGAGAGAAGGCAGAUAUUCAACGUGUAUUGAUGAAUCACGGUUUAUGUCCCAAUGAAAGCACGCACGAGCCAAACUUUGCCAAAAUCAUCUCGUUGGCCAAUCUGAGAAAAACAGAGAGUUCAGUCAAGACCUAUGUGGCUCAUUUCGUUAAAUCUGCAAAGGCCAUUACGAAUGUAAGUUCUGGAGACGAGGAAGAAGAAUCAGAUACUGAAUCAAAGAAAAAGUCCUCAUCUUCAUCCUCCUCUUCGUCAUCAUCCAACGAAAAGCUUGCAAUACCUCCACAAACAGCUAAGAAACUUUUAACUAGAAUUGAACUUAUGAAUGGCUUGUAUACCCAUGUUUAUCCACAUUGGGACGAAUGCAAAACCAAGUUCAGCUACCUCAAGUCCUCUGGUUUACCAAAAUGGUGGAAAUCAGGUCAACACGACAAGGAACUCGUUAGAGGUAUCAAGAAACAUGGUUUUGACUUUAAGAAGAUAUUCGAAGAUAAGGAUUUCAAGUUUGGAUCCAAGGAGCCUCCAAGAGACGGUCUUAUCAUUGGACGAAUUGAAGAAAUUGUUCAAUUAAGCAAGAAGAUUAGUGUUGUUGGCUCACCAACCAAAUCCAAGGGAUGGAAUUUCACACCAAAGAAGACUCACGUCACUCUCAAAUCUCCUCCUCUGGCAGAGAAGAAGGCUUCGUCGAGCAGUAGCGGUGGUAGUAGCAAACGCAAGAUCAAACGUCAAACAACUCUCUCUGAAUUUAAGCCAGUGGAAAAUCCAGAAGAUCCAAUCGAGGAGAGUAGCGACCAUGACGAAGAAAUGAAGGACGAAGCUACCGUUGCCUCCUCCUCCACUACCAAUUCGAAGGACUCGGCUGUUACUGCCUCAGCAUCUUCCUCAACCAUGAAAGAAGAAACCUCCAACAACAAGGAAACACCUACCAAGGAUUCCUCUACCCAUCUCAAGACAACACCAACCAAGGAACACGCAUCAACGGCCUCCUCCUCUUCGUCGUCACAAGAAACCUCCCAAAUGGCACCUUCCACAGCUGCAGAGGAAGAAGAUGUACUUAAAAAGAAGAUUCCAAAGAAGCCAGCCAAACAAAAGGAAGAACCCUCUCCUUCACUCAAACGAAAGAAGGAUGACAUUGGAAGUUCUCACCACAACAACUCAUACGGAGAUUCUGAUGAGGAACGAGAUUAUCACACUCCAAGAAAAGGCGAAUAUGAGCCCCAUGACAAGAAGAGAAAGACCUCAUCACCUGCGCCUUCAGAGCAUGAUUCGCGAGGCAAAUACUAUGGAAGUGGCAGUAGUAAUCAUGGCAGAGACAGUCGAGAUUACAGAGACAGCUAUGGCAGAGAUUCCGGAAGGGAUCACUACAAUCAUUCACCAAGUCAUCAUCACAGAGACCGUGAUGAUAGAAGGGACCGAGAUUCGAGAAGAGACAGUGGUUCAUAUCGAGACAGAGAUUACAGAGACUCGAGUCACAACAGCCACAGAGGAAGUAGCAGUAGGGACCAUCGAUAA
Naegleria fowleri is the source of this 6252-nucleotide messenger RNA. RefSeq lists its product as uncharacterized. Gene Ontology annotation, molecular function: ATP hydrolysis activity; DNA binding; chromatin binding. Bases 1 to 6252 code for a protein of 2083 amino acids. Gene Ontology annotation, biological process: chromatin remodeling. The record is from RefSeq and is a predicted model, not a curated record. Gene Ontology annotation, cellular component: chromatin; nucleus. The transcript is spliced from 4 exons. Lineage: Eukaryota; Heterolobosea; Eutetramitea; Acrasida; Naegleriidae.